Molecule: messenger RNA, 5820 nt
Organism: Hydra vulgaris (swiftwater hydra)
Lineage: Eukaryota; Metazoa; Cnidaria; Hydrozoa; Anthoathecata; Hydridae
Product: A-kinase anchor protein 13
Biological process (GO): regulation of Rho protein signal transduction
Molecular function (GO): guanyl-nucleotide exchange factor activity
Source: RefSeq, a predicted model, not a curated record
UAGCAGGUUAAGUUAACUAAAAUAAGUUUUAUAAUGCAGCAUGUGAAGUUUGUUAAAAAAUUGGUCUAACUACUCAAGGCUAGCAUGCAUUAGAUUAAGAACAGUUGGUACAUGGUUUAAAUAAAAAGAUGACAAUUUCACCUUUUGAUGCUGACAGCGAAUUUUGUAAUAGUAAUUUUAAAAAAGAGAGUGAUUUGUUUUCCUUAAAUCCCCAAGAAUCUCAUAUAUUUGGUGGUGAUUCAAUAGCUAUUUCUCUUUUUGGAAAUAAGGAAAUUUUUGAUGACGACUCUCAAUUUUUUGUAGUCUUUAAAGGUUCCAAUCUUUAUCACAUUACUUCUUCAAAAGUUUAUUCUCCUGCAAUAUUGCAAGCAAUCAUACCAUAUCAUGAUUGUGCUGAAGUUGUUGAGGUUUCGGUUCUUCAUUUAAAGGUUUCAGAAAACAUAACAUCUGAAAUCUUUAAACAAACUUUCACUUUUUACGAAGACUCUGUUAAUAUAAUGGCAAAAGAGCUUAUUGAAAAUGCAUUUAAUAGUGAUGGUCUAUUUAAGUUGCAAGGAACUUAUUCUAGCGAACUAAAAAUGUUAGGCAGGGAUAAAAAUAUUCUUGAUUCUAAGCUUGUUGAUUCAUUAAUGAAAUUAUCUUUUCCAACAUUAUGGGGAACAGGUGAUACUGCGAGAACAGUGGAAACAGGAGGAACAGAGAAUACCAAUCAAAGUCAAUGGACGCUUCUUCACUUUUGUGCAAAAUACAGACUUCCUCUUAUGGCUGAGUAUUUGUUAACAAAAAAUGGUGCCAAUAAAGUUUUAAAAGUAACAGAUUCUAAAGGAAGAACACCUCUUGAUAUUGCCUGUAAAAUUAAGCAUAGCAAAUUGAUAGAAUUAUUUUCAAGAAAGCCAUGUGAAUCAGAUUAUAUUGAUAAAGUAGAAAUAAAUGUAAACAGACCUGUUGUCAAAAGACACAAGAUUGGAACUAUAACAAUUACUAAUAAAAUUCCAGAAAGCAAGGAGAUUGAUAUAGAUAAAGGUCUCAUGCUUUUGAAAGAAUUGGAUUUAUUGUCUACUAAUGCGAGUGAGAAUUUGCAAAAGUUUGAUGAUUCCGAUGAAAAGUCUCCAUUAGCUGAAAGCUUAAUGAAGCUUCAGGAGAUUAAUGCUGAAAUUCGAAGAUUAAGAAGUUUAAGUUAUAAAGAAAUUGAAGAUGAGAGUGAAGGUGUUAUAUCGGAUUCAGAUGAAGAGAUAAACAGUAAAACUGUACUAGAUAGUGAUAAAGCACUUGAUACUGACAUCUCAAUUAAAGAAGAUUCAAAAAUUGUAUUAAGUGACAAUGAAGAUGAAAUUGAAAAAAAUUAUUUGCCAAAAAGGCGAUUGAGCAAUGUUAUUGUAGGUUUCAUUGAGCAACCACAUAUUACUGAGGUUGCAGAAGUUGUACCUACUUUGUUUAAAGAGAUAGAAGUGUUGCCAUGUACAAUGGAAGAAGUUAUAAAUAAAAAUUCAACUAAUGACAAUAGUAGAAAUUCAGAUAACCAAUUAAAUUCAGAAAAUUUAGCUGCUGAAACUAAGAGUUUUUUGCCGCCAGAGAAUAAUAUAGUAUCAGAUGAAACUGAAUCUUUAUCUUCGGGUAGUUCGGAAAAUCUUUCUGAUAUAAAAACUGACGAUCUAAACAAUUUACAAGAAUUAAAUUUUAAACUUGAGUCUGUUUUAGAAGAAACAGAGGAUGAUCUUAAUGAUGACAUUUUGCAUAAACAAUUAAAAAGUACCAUGCAUUUAGCUAAAGAUGGUAGCGAUUCAUCUCUAGACAUGUCUAAUCAAACAUUGCUUAAAAAGAUGCCUGCCAUUCGCAGACAUUAUACAGAAAGUAAAAAUGACAGACCACUAUCUGAUAGCUUCGAAAAUCUACGGAAGGUAGAAAAGGAAGGUUUAUUUGAACUUUUUCAGCAAGAUCCUAAUUUAGACAAAAAAGAAAUUGUAAAACGGGUUCUUAGCUUAGAUCAACUCACAAACAAUAAUACAAAAUCUGAUGCAGAUGAUUUUGUUGAUCGGCAAAGUCAUACAAGUCUUAACAAGGAAAGUCAAAACAGCUUGAACACUAAUGAUAGCGAAAGUUCGCUUGUAUCAGAUGCUGAACAACAAGCUUAUAGACAGCGUUCAGAUAGCAAUAAAAGCACAACUGUAAUGGGAAGUUUUCUUAGUACUUCUACUUAUUCGUUAAAUGACGCUCAGUUGUAUGGAGCAAGUCAUGGUCAUGACUUGAACAAUGGUAAAUUUCCAAAAAAACCAAGUCUUCUUAGUAAAAUCUCAUUUAAGAAAGCAAAGUCAAUGACAUCUCUUAGUGAAGAUAAUAGUACUGGAGCUGAUGUUAAAAAAUCUGAAUUAGAUGCAGUUAGGGCCAACAAAGCAGCAAGCUUUAUUUUGAAUGAAAAAGAUCUCAAAAAGUCACAAUCAUCUGUGUCUAUAAAUAGUGUAAUGAAGGAACCUCUUAAUAAAAGAGAUAGUCGCAGACUUUCAACAACAGAUAUUCCAAUAAGCCGAUUAAAAUUAAGUGAAGAUACAGAUGAAGAUACUGAUGAAGGAACCAGUCUUACAAUUGCAAAUGAUGGGAAGCGCAAAACAAGUGACGAUAGAAGUAAGCGUAUAUUUGGUAUCAUAUCAACAAACAGAAAAAUCGAAAAAGAUAAAAAGGUUGUGAAAGAAAAAGAAAAAAAAAUCAAAAAUCAAAAAGACAGAAAAGAUUCUGAUCCAAAAGUAAAAGGAUUGCCUAUUAAACUGCCUAUUAAAUUAGAGUCAAAGUCUGAUAAGUUAUCUGGUAGCUUCUUACGAGGAAAUUCAUUUCGAACUACAAAAGCGGUUACCCCAGACUCUAAAACCAAUGCAGAAAAUCAUAAAGCGAUGUUCAUGAGGAAUCCUAAAGAUGGAUCGAACAAACUUAGAGGUUCUGAUAGAAAGCCAGUUGUUACGCAAAAAAGUAGCUCUGUUGAAUCAGAAAUUGAUUUAAACAUCGAAAGUGGCAAUGAUAUACCCUCUAUCUCACUCAGCCAAUCUCAAAAUUUGAGUCGUUCAAGGUCUCCUAGUGAAUCCGAUGAAUCAAGUAUUCAUGAUGACACAGAUUUUAAUGCAUCUAGCUGUCAAGAAAAUGCAUAUGACUCUGAUUUGGAUGCUAAAGAUGAACCUGAAACAUGGAGUGAGCUUGUGGAUAAAAAAGUACAACGCAAAAUGCAAGCCAAAGAUAUCAAGCGACAAGAUGUUAUAUAUGAGCUAAUUCAAACAGAAGCUGUUUAUGUUCGUGUGCUUUACAUCAUGAGAAAGAUUUAUGCUCAUGGAAUGACAGAGGUAUUAAAGAUGGAUCAUAGUGUGGUUGACUCAAUAUUCCCUGGUCUUAAUGAGCUCAUCGAAUUAAAUGGUAGUUUCUUGAACAAGUUAAAAGAGAGACAACAAAGUAGUCCAAAUUACUGCAUUGAGAAUAUAGGAGAUAUUCUCAUUGAUUUUUUUGGUGAAGAAAAUAGUGAAAUGCUAAAAAAGACCUAUGGUUAUUUUUGCAGCCAUCAUGCUGAAGCAUUGUCAACAUAUAAGGAAAUACUUAAAAAUGAUAGAAUUUUUGCAGCAUAUAUGAGGAGCUGCAUGCUUAAUAAAAGAACACGCCGACUGUCUAUUCCAGAAUGUAUUACAUAUGUGACGAUACGCAUAACAAAGUAUCCUCUUCUCAUUGAAGCAAUUAUGAAAGCAACAAAAGAAUCAAAACCUGGUUAUGACACUUUAAAAACUGCACUUAAUUUAUCAAAGGAGUUUCUUGUUGCAGUUGAUGAAAGUGUUAAUGCAUAUGAACAGCAAAAGGUUUUAGAAGUUCUUAGGAAGAGUGUUGAUAAAAGAAGUGUAGUUGAAAUUAAAAAAAUGGAUGGGGGAAAGUCUACUUUUUAUGCAAAUAAGUUAUUUACAAGACGCAGUAGACUUAUGUAUGACAAAAAGUGUGUCUUACGAGGCAAAAGCAAAAAUUAUGAUACUCGAAUGGUUGUUUUGGCAGACAAGCUGAUUUUUUUAACAGAUAAUGGUGGUAAAUUGCAACUGUUGUCUAUUGAUAAUAGGCCACCUUGUCUUUCUUUAAAAAGUCUAAUGGUUCGAGAAGUUGCCACAGAUAACAAAGCUUUAUUUUUGGUGAGUAAUGGUGAACAUGGUGCUCAAAUGUAUGAAGUUAUUUGCGACAGUUACAAAGACAAAAAAGAAUUUAUGCCAAAGCUUCAAAGCUAUAUUAAAAACUGCCCUGAUGAGGGUGAUAAUACAACAGAUGAAGAAGAAAUAAAAAAAGAAGAAGCUGAGAGAAUGGAAAGACUCCUUGAAUAUAUUGAACAAUUACAAUCAGCAGAUGAAAAAAUUAGUAAAAUAUUUUCUGAAAAAAAUAAAUUUUUAAGCAACCUUAGAGAACUUUUAGAAACAAUGGAUGAAUCUGGAGUUUUAAAGGGUCCACCAUGUAUUUCUGUUAAACGUGUAGAUAUUGAAAACGCUAGAGAAACUCUGGAAAACUGUCUUUCAGAAGUGAACGCUCUUGCUUCAAUGAUCUGUUCUUACAAUGUUGAUUUAACAGUUACAAGUCCAUCACCCACUCCUAUAAAUAAUUCAACAAACUCUCUCAAUAACUCUACUCAUUUACCUCGAAGCGAAACCUUUACCGCCGCUGAGCGUGCCAAAUCGGUUUCUACCUCAAAUAAUAUUAAUCGAAUAUACUCAUUAAAACCACAUAAUCGAACUGUAAACUCAGUUGUGGAAGAUUCAAAACCAAGGCGACAAAGUCAACUUUUAUCAGCUUUGAGUCGUGGAACAAGCCAAAAGCUUAUGGGUUCUAGUGAAGAUUUAACCUCGGUAGCAUCUUCUGUGUCAUUGUCGAGUUUAUCGACUGUAACAUCAGCACUGUCGCAGGUUUCGUUAUUCCAAUCGCUAAAAGAUCACUUGAAUUCAUUAGUUGAUGUAACUACCAAACAGGAUUUGGAAGUUGCAAAAAUGCGUUUCGAUCUUCAAGAAUCACGUUCAGAAAACGUGCGGUUAGUUGAGGAGCGGAAGCAACUGGAAGAAAAACUAACUCAGCAACAAAAAGACUCAGAACGUCAGUUACGUUACGAAAACGAAAAAUAUUUGAAAUUAACUCGUGAAUUUAAGCGUAAUAAUGACAGACUUAAUAAACAAAUGGAAGAGAAAAAAAAUCAGUAUCAACAGCUACUUGAUGCCUAUAACGCCCUUAACAAACAUUCAGGGGAACUUUCUAAUCAAGCAGAUGACAAUCAAAAAGCUUCUGACGAUGUAUUAUAUUUUUGAUACUGUUGCCGUUUUUGAUAAAGCAGCUCAUUCGUUUAGUAAUUAUCAAAUAUAUUGUAGAAAGUGGACCUUUCUGCAGUUUUUAUAUUUUUUUUAGUGUUAAUUUUUUAGCUCUUUCAAAUUUUUACUCAUAGCAAGCCUAAUUUUCGAUUAUUUUUUAUAUAUAUAUAUAUCAAUAAGUUCGACAGAAAAGAUUUGGAUUAUUUUGCGAAUUUGUUUUAAAAAAAAGUAAAAACUAGCAAAUCUUUCAUUUUAAACCUUCCAGAGAAAACCCUCAGGAGCUUGUAAAUUUUUAGUAUCGUUUGUUUGUAUAUAAGACAAUUGCGGUAGAGAGCUCAUAUAUUUAUCAAAAUGACUUUAUAAAUUCCUUAAUGUAAAGUUGCAAACAUGUGCUAAAUGGUAUGUUAUAUAUUUUCAGGUGAUUUUUUUAGUGUUUAGUCUUUAUUUGUUUUGUGAAUGUCUGUGCUUGCUGUUUGUUUUUGUUUUGUUAGUAAUUUAUUAGUAAGAUAGUACUACUAUAAAUAUA